AAGGAAGAGAUUUUAUUCGCAGGCCUCCAGCUGCCCUUUCUUCCUUUUUCAUGAUUUGAUUUGCUUUUAUCAGGUUGAUCGGUCAAAGUUCACUGAGAUGGCAUGGGAGGGAAUUGUUGGGGCUGUUGAUGCAGCACGUCGUAGCAAGCAACAAGUUGUGGAAUCUGAGCAUUUAAAGAAAGCACUUCUAGAGCAAAAGGAUGGUUUGGCUCGUAGAAUAUUCACAAAGGCUGCUGUUGACAGUACUUCAGUCCUGCAGGCUACAGAUGAUUUUAUCCACCAACAACCUAGGGUUAUAGGUGACACUAGUGGGCCCAUGAUAGGUUCACAUUUUCAGUCUCUCUUAGACAAUGCAAGGAAACAUAAAAAUGAAUUUGGGGAUGACUUCUUGUCAGUGGAGCACCUGUUAUUAGCGUUUCUGAGAGAUAAAAGGGUUGGUAAACAGUUAUUCAAGAACCUACAACUUGGUGAGAAGGUACUGAAAGACGCUGUCAAAGCUGUUCGUGGAAAUCAGAGAGUAACUGACCAGAAUCCAGAAGGAAAAUACGAGGCAUUAGACAAAUACGGGAAUGACUUGACUGAACUUGCUAGGCAUGGUAAACUUGAUCCUGUUAUAGGUCGGGAUGAUGAAAUCCGGCGCUGUAUCCAGAUAUUAUUAAGGAGAACAAAAAAUAAUCCUGUUAUAAUUGGUGAGCCUGGUGUUGGGAAAACUGCAAUUGUUGAAGGAUUAACUCAAAGAAUUGUGCAAGGGGAUGUUCCUGAGACUCUAUUGAAUCGGAAGUUGAUCUCUCUGGAUAUGGGUUUGUUAAUUGCUGGUGCUAAGUUCCGUGGAGAUUUUGAGGAAAGGCUGAAAGCUGUCUUGAAGGAAGUAACUGCUUCAAAUGGGCAGAUUAUUUUGUUUAUUGAUGAGACCCACACUGUUGUAGGCGCAGGGGCUAUGGGUGGUUCACUAGAUGCUGGCAAUUUGUUGAAACUAAUGCUUGGACGAGGUGAGCUCCGUUGUAUUGGAGCAACUACACUAAAUGAAUAUAGGAAAUACAUCGUGAAGGAUCCUGCUCUUGAGCGUAGAUUCCAGCAGGUGUUCUGUGGUCAGCCAUCUGUUGAAGACACAAUCUCCAUUCUUCGUGGGUUGCGUGAACGCUAUGAGCUGCAUCAUGGUGUUAAAAUAUCCGACGGUGCUCUUGUUUCGGCUGCGGUUCUUGCAGAUCGAUACAUUACAGACCGUUUUUUGCCAGAUAAAGCGAUUGAUCUUGUUGAUGAAGCAGCAGCAAAGCUAAAAAUGGAGAUCACAUCUAAGCCCACUGAGUUGGAUGAGAUUGAUAGAGCUGUGCUAAAGUUAGAGAUGGAGAUACUGUCACUGAAGAAAGAGACUGAUAGAGCAUCUAAAGAACGGUUAAGCAAGUUGGAACAUGAUCUAGAAUCACUCAAACAGAAACAGAAAGAACUCACAGAACAGUGGGAACGUGAGAAGGCUCUCAUGACGCGAAUUCGAUCAAUUAAAGAAGAGAUUGAUAGAGUCAACCAAGAGAUGGAGGCUGCUGAACGUGAGUAUGAUUUGGAUUGUGCUGCUAAGCUCAAGUAUGGGACAUUGAUGCCUCUUCAACGGCAGCUGGAAGAGGCUGAGAAGGAACUCUCUGAUUUUCGAAAGUCUGGCAUGUCAUUGCUCCGAGAAGAGGUCACUGACCUCGACAUUGCUGAAAUUGUGAGCAAGUGGACUGGUAUACCAAUAUCAAACCUGCAACAGUCCGAGAGAGAGAAGUUAGUAAUGCUAGAGGAAGUUCUCCACCAGAGGGUUGUUGGACAGGAUAUUGCGGUCAAAGCAGUGGCUGAUGCAAUCCGCCGUUCAAGGGAAGGGCUGUCAGACCCAAACCGGCCGAUAGCAAGCUUCAUGUUCUUGGGGCCUACUGGUGUUGGUAAAACAGAACUUGCCAAAGCUCUCGCAGGUUUUUUAUUCAACACAGAGAAUGCACUUGUAAGGAUCGACAUGAGCGAGUACAUGGAAAAGCAAUCAGUUUCACACUUGAUAGGUGCCCCUGGCUAUAUUGGUUAUGAAGAAGGUGGGCAACUUACUAAAGUGGUUUGCCGAAGACCAUAUUCUGUAGUCUUGUUUGAUGAGAUUGAAAAGGCACAUCAUGAUGUGUUCAACAUUUUGUUACAGCUGUUGGAUGAUGGAAGGAUUACCGACUCACAAGGAAGGACUGUUAGUUUUAUGAAUUGUGUUAUUAUAAUGACCUCGAACAUUGGGUCCCACUACAUCCUUGAAACUCUUCGCAACACACAAGAUACCAAGGAUGCAGUGUAUGAUAUGAUGAAAAGACAAGUUCUGGAGUUGGCGAGACAAACUUUUCGUCCUGAGUUCAUGAAUCGUAUUGAUGAAUUUAUUGUUUUUCAGCCUCUGGACUCCAAGGAAAUUUGUAGGAUUGUGGAGCUACAGCUGACCCGUUUGAAAGACAGGCUUAAACAGAAGAAGAUUGAUCUUUAUUAUACAAAGGAAGCUAUUGAGCUAUUGGGGACCUUGGGCUUUGAUCCAAACUUUGGAGCAAGGCCUGUCAAGAGAGUUAUACAGCAACUGGUCGAAAAUGAAAUUGCUAUGGGCAUCUUGAGAGAAUUCAUGGAUGAUGACUCAGUCAUUGUUGAUGUUGAGAUAUCUCCUUCAGCCAUGGACCCUUCUCCCAAGAAGAGAUUGGUCAUCAAGAAACUAGACAGUGGUUCUUUUGUGAAUGCCAUGGAGGCCAAUGAAUGAUAGUUGAUACUACAUUUCUAAGCUGUAAAUUUUAGUAGUAGAUUUUGUGAAGCCCUCACACUAAUCUUUAUACUUUUUUUUUUUGUGUGUGUGUGUGUGGAGGGGAGUGGGGUGGGGAAGGAUGUUGGAGUUUUGUUUGGGUGACUGGUUCUGUAGAGGAAAGCCAGGGAAGCAUGGAAAUUAUUUGGCUUUGUUGUUUUGAAUAGAAUAAAUCUCUUUCAUUGGGUUUCAGGUCAUAGCUCGUAAACACGUUGUAGUAAGUGCUACUAUGGUGCUCUGCUGGAUUUUGAUUUCGGUUUUAGGGGUGAGUCCAUUUUGAAGUAUGUGUGGCAUGAUUAUACACACUAUUUGUUUUUGAGAAACAGAAACUCAUAGAAGUCAUAUAUUUAGAAAUAGCUGGGGAGUUAUUUUGGGAUUUUGAUUACCACCCCCCACACCCUAAAAAAAAAAAAAAAAAAACUUCUCUGCAACCCCGCCCAACUGUGCUAGGAGUUUCAAGAAGAAAGAAUUAAAAGCAGUCUAUAAACCAGGAAAUUUAUUGGAAAAUCUGAAAACCCCCUUCUCUCUCCCCACCUCUUUUUUGCAUCCCUGCCCCAACUUAUGGAGUUUGUCCCAACAUUGCUUCGCUCUGAUGCCUAUGAAGCUCUCUUCCUUUCUUUGCUUCUCUGUGAUGUAUAUGGAGCUAUUUUAGAGAUUGGAGAUUGGUUUUAGAUUUUUAGGUAGUCUUCUCUCUUUGCAUCUAUGUUUGGAUGACAUUUGAAUUUGGUUGCGUUAAGAAUGAUUAUUUAUGAUUUUGUAGGAAAAUUCUGUUCUUGUUUACUCAAAAUUCAAUACAUCAGUGGAUCCAUAUUGAGGCGUUCCUGGUCGCUUGUUCUUUCUUCUUGAAAGGAGGUUUUAAAGGAAGUGAGGAGUGAAUAAGCUUUUUUUAUUUGAUUAGUGUUUUGCUUUUUCUAUUCCUAAUUCCUCCUCACUCCCUUCCAAAGAAGGAAAAUGAUUAUUAGCUAUUGCUGAUAAAAACUCAGUCAUUGACAAUCAGGUAUUCAGUUCACUAACUAUUGUUUUUGUUUGAUUAGAUGUUUCUUUUAUUGUUGAUCACUUCAGUGGAUAAUUGGAGCUUCAUUUGGCUCUUGAAAUUCUUCCAUUCAAUUGGCAUUUGACUGACAAUCUCAGGUUCUUUUGUUUGGAAAUUCUAGUUUCAUUGAGGAUUGAGGAAUGCAAAUUUUGUUUUUUUUUUAAUUGCAACAGGAAACUUUUUUGAGUAGUGCUUCGGCUUCCUUUCAUGCUUUUGAUUGCCUUUUGUUGUUUAUGUAGCUCUGUUUUGUUGUUUUGGAUUUUGAAUUGAAGGGGAGGGUAUCUCAUUGAAUACUCUUGAUUUUUGGCAAGCUGGAGAAUUUGAUGGAAGAAAAGUAAGGCAUUUCUCAUCUAAUUCAGCUUCUUCAGAGGAAAAUGACUCUGAGAGGAUCGAGAAUUCCCGGCCUACGAUAACUUCUUUCCAUAUUACAAACUAGAUAUGGCAGCAUUAGAAAUGCUGGUUCUUUCAGGAAGACCCAAGGAUGGAUGAGAGCCCCGAGCACAACCUCUCAAACGGCCUCCACUUGCCCCGAAGCUUCCACCUGGGAGGAUUUUGGAUGUUAGACAGGAGCCAACAAACAGUGAAUCUGAAGAUAAAACUGCUGUUUGUUCCAAAAACGGUAUUGUUCUUCUUAGCCAUCAGCGGGUUUCAUAUUUGAGUAACAAUGUAGCUAAACUGGACAGCUCCGAAGGGAGUGCAUGUGAAGAAAGGACAGGACGCUAAGACAGAAGAGGAUGAGGAUGAGGAUGAGGAUAAGGAUGAGAAUGAGACCUUCACAGAUGCACUUGAGAGUUGAGACAUUGUUGUUGGUGUACGAUGUCUUGUAUUCCGUCACAAUUUAAUCCAAGGAGUAAUGGUGCAGCGUCUCGACAGGUAGGACUACAAGGAUAGUUUUAUACUUUCCGGAUUAGGGUUUUUCGCUAUAUAUUCAUAGCGAGGGUUUCUUUUUCUAUAAUGCAAGCAAUACUAGGAGGUGUGAGGGACGAGCGUUGUAACACUAUUCUCCAUUGAUAAUGAAGCAAUAUCUCAUCUUACCGAGGACA
Molecule: messenger RNA, 4858 nt
Organism: Macadamia integrifolia
Lineage: Eukaryota; Viridiplantae; Streptophyta; Magnoliopsida; Proteales; Proteaceae
Product: chaperone protein ClpB3, mitochondrial-like
Biological process (GO): protein refolding; cellular response to heat
Cellular component (GO): cytoplasm
Molecular function (GO): ATP hydrolysis activity; ATP binding
Source: RefSeq, a predicted model, not a curated record